ACCACCAGUAUGAUGUAAUUAAAAUUUGUGCCGCUGAGUCAUAAAUUACUCAAUCCAUCAAGGCGCAUACUAGGGUUAAUAUAUUUCUCGAGUAAUUUCAGCUUAAGCAGCCGCACAUUCUCCGUCUCAAAAUAUCUCAGGAUGGAGACUCAGCUUAAGCAUGCUGUUGUUGUGAAAGUAAUGGGUCGUACUGGAUCCAGGGGUCAGGUGACCCAGGUGAGGGUUAAGUUUCUCGAGGACCAAACUCGUUAUAUUAUGAGAAACGUCAAGGGGCCGGUCAGGGAGGGUGAUAUCCUUACCUUGCUGGAGUCCGAGAGGGAGGCAAGAAGACUUCGCUGAAAUGUCCUUGUGUGUUUACUUGUUUAUGUUUUAACUGCAUUGAAAUGCUGGGAUCCGCAACUAUUUCCGAACUUUUUGGUAGUGUAUGAGAGUUGGUUGAACACUUCUAAAGUGCUUUAGUGUUUCUAUAUAUUCAGUUUUGUUCGUUUUCA
Molecule: messenger RNA, 491 nt
Organism: Daucus carota subsp. sativus
Lineage: Eukaryota; Viridiplantae; Streptophyta; Magnoliopsida; Apiales; Apiaceae
Product: small ribosomal subunit protein eS28z/eS28y
Exons: 2
Coding region: 142-339 (65 amino acids)
Biological process (GO): ribosomal small subunit assembly; maturation of SSU-rRNA; translation
Cellular component (GO): cytosolic small ribosomal subunit; ribosome
Molecular function (GO): structural constituent of ribosome
Source: RefSeq, a predicted model, not a curated record